UCGUUGCCCGAUCCCUAGAAGACGUAAUGAUCUCGACGAUCCGGAAAGAGGCAUGAUAUUCGUGUGCUCGGCCACUCACAAGACCAAGAGUAUGUUCUUCUUCUUGGCUCAAACUGAGCAAGGAGACAUAUUCAAGAUCACGCUGGAAACGGACGAGGAUAUGGUCACUGAAAUUAAAUUGAAGUACUUCGAUACCGUGCCGGUCGCGGCGAGCAUGUGCGUUUUAAAGACGGGAUUCUUAUUCGUAGCCUCGGAGUUCGGUAAUCAUUACCUCUACCAAAUAGNUUCUUCUUUGCACCGAGGCCACUCAGGAAUUUAG
Messenger RNA from Ceratina calcarata, 319 nucleotides. Its product is annotated as splicing factor 3B subunit 3-like. The record is from RefSeq and is a predicted model, not a curated record. Lineage: Eukaryota; Metazoa; Arthropoda; Insecta; Hymenoptera; Apidae. Gene Ontology annotation, molecular function: protein binding. The transcript is spliced from 2 exons. The coding region runs from base 53 to 319 and encodes 88 amino acids.